AUGGAAUCAUCAAUUUUUGAGGUUGAUGGGUCUUUAUAUGAAGGGGGUGGCCAAAUAAUGAGAGUCGCUUUAUGUUUAGGGAUUAUUAAACAAAUUCCAGUCACAAUCAAAAAUAUUCGUGCUGGCCGUGAUAGGCCUGGUCUUGCCCGAAGCCAUCUUGCUUCAGUUCUGAUCUUACAGCAAAUCUGCAACGGUCGCUUAGAAAACGCAGAGCUUGGGUCGACUACAUUAACAUUAUACCCUAGCCAAAUCUCUUCAGGGACUUUUAUAGCUGAUUGUGGCUCUUCAGGAAGCAUAACCCUUAUGCUCCAAGCAAUCCUUCCUGUAUUAAUAAAAACUUCUUCAAUAUUGAUUUUACGUGUACUUUUAAUUUAGGGCGGCACUGAUGUCCCGUUUUCUCCAACGACACAUUUUAUUCAAAAUUCUCUGCAGCCAUUUCUAAAUAAAAUCGGGGUAAAAUUCAGCUAUGAAGUAAAAAGGUAUGGAUUUAACCCUAUAGGAAGAGGAGAAGUAGAAGUUCGUACUGAGCUUUGUGAGGAAAUUAAUGGAAUUGAUAUUUUAUAUAAUAAAAUUUCAAGAAAUAUUGAAGCAGAAAUAGUAUAUAGCAGAAAAAGCAAAGGAAAUAUGAACUAUGAUGAAGAAAUAAGGAAAGUUGUUGAGAGAGUUGGUAAGAGAUAUACAGUAAAUGAGCUAGAAGUUAAUAGAGAAAUAAUAAGUGUAAGAGAAGUCGAUGCGGAAUGCCAUGGGGUAGUGGUAAAUGUAUGAAAUAAAAGCGAAAAUGGAUGCUUUUACCACAAAUCUGAGGUUGGAAUUUUUAAAGGAAAAAAUGAAUGGGAGAAACCAUGUAGAGAUCUGAAAAAUUGCAUAGAAUCGGAAGCUUGCAUCUGUGAAGAGUUGCAGGACCAGCUUUUAAUAUUUUUAGCAAUGGCAAGUAGCCCUUCGAGAAUAAAAAUUAAUCAGGCUACUGAUCAUUCUUUAGCUGUAAUUGAGUUAAUAAACAGGGUUGGCUUGGCAAGAAUUUCAAUGAAUGAAGGGAUUUUGGAAAUAAUUCCGCAGUCUAGGUAA
Messenger RNA from Blepharisma stoltei, 1065 nucleotides. The record is from the annotation of a GenBank genome assembly. NCBI's taxonomy places the organism in Eukaryota, Ciliophora, Heterotrichea, Heterotrichida, Blepharismidae.